GCUGCACUUAAGGGGAAAACCUUCAGCUACAAGCAUACAUUUGUUCAGCAUAAGACAGUCCACGCUGGAGUAAAGCCUUUUGAGUGCAGUGAAUGUGGAAAGGCCUUCAGGUUUAAGUAUAAACUUGUUCAGCACCACCGUACUCACACUGGAGAAAGGCCUUAUGUGUGUAGUGAAUGUGGGAAAGCUUUUGGGUGCAAAUCCAAACUUGUUCAGCACGAGAGAAUUCACACCGGAGCAAGGCCUUAUGAGUGUGCUGAAUGUGGCAAAUUUUUUAGACAAAGCUCCGGCCUUGUUCAACAUCGGAGAAUUCACACUGGAGCAAAGCCUUAUGAAUGUGGCGAAUGUGGAAAGUCCUUUAGCCAAAGCUCUAUCCUCAUCCAACACCAGAGAGUUCACACUGGAGAAAGGCCAUAUGAGUGCAAUGAAUGUGGGAAAGGCUGACAAAGCUCCAGUUGCAUUCAGCAUCGGAGAGUUCACACGGGAAUAAGGCCUUAUGAAUGUAGUGGAUGUGGGAAGUCCUUUAGCCAAAGCUUCAGGCUUAUUCUACAUUGGAGAAUUCACACUGGAGAAAGGCCUUAUGAGUGCAACGAAUGUGGAAAAUCCUUUAGCCAAAACUACAGCCUCAUUCAACACCAUAAACUUCACACUAGAUAAAGGCCUCAGGAGUGCAGCCAGCACAAGAAAGUUCAUUAAACAGUCUGCUCUGAUUUAACACCAAAAAUUCACGACCCACGUUAGUUUUAUGAAUCAGCAAAUGUGGAAAAAUGUUCAGCCAAAGAUCUAAACUCAUUGAGCAUGAGAAAGAAAUUCCACUUAAGAUGGUGGCCUUAAACCUUCAGCGAACGUGCUCUUUGUUCAGCGUAACAACACUAGAGAGCAUCUGUGCAGAGCCAUCUGCUGUGUAUUCCAGUUGUGAGAAGUUUUCAGGAGCUGCAUUUCAUAUUCUGACCUGCGCAGACCUUGCCAGAAUUAUGUCACUGCCAGGUGGUAGUAGAAGUCAUUUUGCCUCUGACACCUGGCAGGUCCUUAAGGCACGCGUGUCUCCUCAGCACGCUUAGGGAAGACAGAUGUUUGCACUCUGUCUCCCAUCCUCUAGUGAAAAUCAAUCUGAUCCCCUGGGGGUUCUCAUUCGCUUUCUUCUGACUAGUAUGGCAGGGACCUGACCCACUUUUUGCUGAAAGGAUCCAGUCUAGGAACUGCUGAGUUUGUAAAGUUUUACCUUCAUGGUGUUAAUUGGUCUCAUGCAAUAUUUUUUAUAGGUUUUCCAGCCUCCAACUCACUGAUCUGGGACCUGUGUGUCUCACAUUUGCUCUGGUUUGUGCAAUAAUAAAAGUCUUAUUAAGUGACCUUUAA
This is a messenger RNA of Felis catus (domestic cat), 1356 nucleotides long. RefSeq names its product zinc finger protein interacting with ribonucleoprotein K-like. The record is from RefSeq and is a predicted model, not a curated record. NCBI's taxonomy places the organism in Eukaryota, Metazoa, Chordata, Mammalia, Carnivora, Felidae.